CCUCCUCCCAAACCAGGGGCGCCUCCCCGAGGAAGCCUGGCUGGACUCCCCGGCUCCCGGCGUGCUGCCGUCGCCGUUUGCGGAGCGGCGGCCUGGCGCGGGCGCGGCGCCGGUGGCGCUGGCGGAAGCGCUGCCGACACCCCCACGCGGUGAGCUGGUGGCUGCUUCUGGAGCGCCGGGCAGCGGCUGCCGCUUGGUCGAGCAGUUCUCCAUCUGCAGCCCGCCGGCCGCUGCAGCCGGCCUGCGCGGUGCCCCCGGCACGCUGAGCACGGCUGCUGCCAGCAUGGUUCCCAUGGGCGGCGGCGCGGCGGCGGAGGAGGCGGCGGCGGCCCAGAGCCUCGGCAGCCCAGGGGGCUCGGAGCCGCCUCCGGACCUGGACCAGGCGUGCAGGCUUCUGCAGGACGAGUUCAACGGAGCCUUGGAGUUUUUCCGAGACAGGGCGUCGGACGCCGAAGCCUGCGCCCAGGAGGCGGAGGAUCGCUGCAGAGACCUGGAGGUCGCAGUCGAAGGUCUGCGGCGCCAGCUGUCGGAGGCCGAAGCCCGCGCUGUGGAUGCGGAGGCCCGCUGCAGGCACCAGGAGGCCAUGGUCCAGGCUCUGCGAGACCACGCGUCGGCGGAGGCCGAGGUCCGCGCCGAGCGGGCACGGGAGGAGCUGCAGCGCGAGCGCGCGGGCCGGGCGGAGCUCCGGGCCUCGCCGCGCGAGGAGGAGCCGGCCUGCGCGAGGGCGGCGGCCGCGCGCUCGGC
Prorocentrum cordatum is the source of this 744-nucleotide messenger RNA. NCBI's taxonomy places the organism in Eukaryota, Dinophyceae, Prorocentrales, Prorocentraceae. The record is from the annotation of a GenBank genome assembly.